AUGGGGGCAGGGGUUUGGGAUGUGCGACCCAACACAAUUACAGAAACGUGGGCGAGCGGCCGGACCAACAGGUUGUAUCUGCCAUCUAAUGUGGCGGGUGUUGGUGGUUGGCCACACAACGAGCAGGUUGGCUUCUCGAGUCCGGUGAUUGCGGGUUGGAUGGUCAACACGCGUCGCCAGUCUUUAAAUGAUUCAUCACUACUCUAUCUUGCUUCUCUUCAUCUGACUUGGCCUUCCCCUUCCAUCCCCCAAAUUAUUUCAAUUUUUUUAGCUACGAUAUCAACGCGGCGAUCGAACAUCAUGCUGGCCAGUACAGUCGCGGAAGUCUCCGAGGAUCGAGGGCUGACGCUGUGGGCCUGCAUUACCACUUUUGCCAUACUUGCUUUCUUAACUGUCCUUGGACGGUUCUCAGCAAGACGCCUCAAGGCUGCGCCUUUGGCCGCCGAUGACUGGUUCAUCUUGCUCGCUUUGAUCUGGGUUUGGGCACUAUUCGGAAUAUUCGUGGCCUGUAGGCAGAACGGACUCGGAAAGCAUCGAGCAGUCGUCUCCGAAGCCCAGUUAUCCCAGUUCUACUAUCUUUUGUAUUACUUCCAACUCUGUUACGUCGUCGCACCGCCAACUGUUAAGCUGUCGCUCUUAUUCCUGUACAAACGUAUAUUCCCGUCUCGUCGCUUUCAUCUGGUGGUACACAUGAUGGCUCUGCUGGUCGCCCUGUGGGGUAUAACGUCCACAUUCAUCAGCAUCUUCAACUGCACACCAGUCAGCGCCUUCUGGACACGCAAAGGAUCGUGCUUGGAUUUCAAAAAGUUCGGCAUUGGAUACGCCAUCGUCAACAUCACUACUGACUUUGCAGUUUGGCUGAUGCCCAUGCCAAGUGUGUGGUCUAUACAGCUGCCGACGUCGCAGAAAAUCGCGCUAUGUCUAAUCUUUCUUCUGGGACUAUUUGAUUGUGCUGCGGCACUUACAAGACUUGUCACUUCGAUGCUAGUCCUCGACGAAAAGGAUGUUACGUGGUUCUACUCUACUGGAUUCAUGUGGUCCGUCAUCGAGGUCUCCACCGGUAUACUGUGUACUUGCCUCCCAACGAUGCGCAUUCUAUUACAGCAUAUGUGGACAAAGAGGGUUCGUCCAUCCAACAGCCACGAGGCCUCCGACAGUCGUGUCCUGUCUGGCCGCCAUGACAAAGCUGGCUGGCCGCAGAGACUGAGUUCCAGCGGAGGGAUAAGCUAUGACAGGAGCCACAGCAUGGGACACAAAGACUGCUCUGCAUUAAAUGACCGGUGUUUCGAGGUCCCCUCGACACGUGGAAGCGACGUUGAACUCAAUCCUGUGGGACAUGUCUAG
Purpureocillium lilacinum is the source of this 1344-nucleotide messenger RNA. The record is from RefSeq and is a predicted model, not a curated record. Lineage: Eukaryota; Fungi; Ascomycota; Sordariomycetes; Hypocreales; Ophiocordycipitaceae.